This is a messenger RNA of Penicillium brasilianum, 537 nucleotides long. The record is from the annotation of a GenBank genome assembly. NCBI's taxonomy places the organism in Eukaryota, Fungi, Ascomycota, Eurotiomycetes, Eurotiales, Aspergillaceae.
AUGGAUCCACCAGCCACGAUGGAAACGUCUACGACGACACCCAGGAUCAAUCUGAUGGAUCUCCCCUUGGAGCUACAUAUACAAAUCGCCUCAUUUUUGUCAUACCCCGACGCUCUCGCACUGAAACAUUCAUGCAGCCACUUCUAUUACAUGAUCUACACGGGCGUACACCUCAAAGUGGACUGGCUCGUCGAGCGAUUUGAACGAAAGCUUGAAUGUCCCAUGGAGAAAUGCUCUUUCCGCACGGACGAGGCAUUCUGCAACUGGCGAAUACGUCGCAUCAUGGAACGGCGCCGACAGCAUUUGGAGUGUCGGCGAACCCCUGGAGGCUGCUGGGUUGUCGAGGGCCAGACAUGUCAGAGCGAUCUAGUUCCGCUGUGGUUGAAGAGACAAGGUCCGAGAAGGAUUGCAAGGUCACUGGCUAUGAUUGGGCGUGAAGCAUUCAUUAUCGGUUCCUUUGCGAUAAUGCUAGAACUGCUAUGGCAUUUUGCACGAAGUCACGUCGUGGAUUUGCUUGCGAGAUCGAGCAGUGGCUGA